Messenger RNA from Sinocyclocheilus anshuiensis, 10755 nucleotides. Its product is annotated as ankyrin-2-like. Gene Ontology annotation, biological process: signal transduction. Lineage: Eukaryota; Metazoa; Chordata; Actinopteri; Cypriniformes; Cyprinidae. The transcript has 48 exons. Gene Ontology annotation, molecular function: protein binding. The record is from RefSeq and is a predicted model, not a curated record.
UAUAGAGAGUGGAGGGGAUCUCCUUUGGAUGGAUGAAACAAGGACUUAUUGAGUACUUAACUUUUAAGAAAAGACAACAAGAGGGAUACGCUGACUUAUUUGAGAGGGUAAUGAAUGAAGACACUCAGUCCCAUCUCAGGAUGGAGGCUACAGACAAACUCAACGGGCUUGGAGGGAGGAGGAGGUGGCCAAAGCAGUCGGACAGCAACACCAGUUUCCUUCGAGCAGCAAGAGCAGGAAAUAUUGACAAUGUUCUGGAGUAUUUGAAGGGCGGAGUAGACAUCAGCUCUUGUAAUCAGAAUGGCCUCAAUGCUUUGCACUUGGCAGCAAAGGAAGGACACAUAGAGCUGGUCCAGGAGCUGCUGGACAGAGGGUCUUCAGUUGAUUCUGCAACCAAGAAAGGAAAUACAGCUCUCCACAUCGCUUCACUAGCAGGACAAGGAGAGGCUGUAAAGAUCCUGGUAAAGAGGGGAGCAGACAUUAAUGCCCAAUCUCUGAAUGGAUUCACUCCUCUGUACAUGGCUUCUCAAGAAAACCAUUUAGAUGUAGUGCGAUAUCUUUUGGAGAAUGGUGGAAACCAGAGCACCGCAACAGAGGAUGGCUUCACACCUCUAGCUAUUGCACUGCAACAAGGCCAUAAUCAGGUGGUGUCCAUCCUUCUAGAGAACGACACAAAGGGCAAAGUACGUCUGCCUGCCUUGCACAUUGCAGCCCGCAAGGAUGACACCAAAUCUGCUGCCCUGCUGCUCCAAAAUGACCACAAUGCCGAUGUUCAGUCUAAGAUGAUGGUCAAUAGGACAACUGAGAAUGGGAAGAGUGGAUUCACACCCCUGCAUAUCGCUGCUCAUUAUGGAAAUGGAAAUGUCGCAACACUGCUCCUCAAUCGAGGGGCUGCUGUGGACUUCACUGCAAGGAAUGGGAUCACGCCACUACAUGUUGCGUCUAAGAGGGGAAACACUAAUAUGGUUCAUCUGCUGUUGGACAGAGGGGCUCAGAUUGAUGCCAAAACACGGGAUGGCCUCACGCCUUUACACUGUGCAGCAAGAAGUGGGCAUGACACAGCAGUGGAGCUCUUAUUGGAGAGAGGAGCCCCUAUGCUGGCCAGAACCAAGAACGGUUUAUCUCCACUCCACAUGGCAGCGCAGGGUGACCAUGUGGAGUGUGUCAAACACCUGCUGCAGCACAAGGCACCUGUUGAUGAUGUCACACUGGACUACUUGACAGCCCUCCAUGUUGCUGCUCACUGUGGUCACUACAGAGUUACCAAACUUCUACUAGACAUGAGAGCCAACCCGAAUGCUCGAGCAUUGAAUGGUUUCACUCCUCUACACAUUGCCUGUAAGAAAAACAGAGUCAAAGUGAUGGAGCUCUUGAUCAAAUAUGGAGCAUUCAUUCAAGCUAUCACUGAGUCUGGUCUCACACCGAUCCAUGUGGCAGCCUUCAUGGGUCACCUCAACAUUGUUCUUUUACUACUGCAGAAUGGAGCUUCCCCUGAUGUUAGCAACAUACGUGGAGAAACAGCUUUGCACAUGGCUGCCCGUGCUGGACAGAUGGAAGUUGUUCGCUGUCUUCUGAGGAAUGGAGCCAUGGUGGACGCAAGAGCAAGGGAGGAUCAGACUCCGCUUCACAUUGCAUCUCGUUUGGGUAAGACAGAGAUUGUCCAGCUCCUGCUACAACACAUGGCUCAUCCAGAUGCAGCAACCACUAAUGGUUACACCCCCCUUCAUAUCGCUGCACGAGAGGGACAUCUGGACGUUACUUCAGCGUUGUUGGAGGCUGGUGCUUCUCACUCUUUAGCUGCCAAGAAAGGGUUCACACCUUUACAUGUGGCAUCAAAAUAUGGUAGCCUGGACGUGGCAAAACUACUUCUACAGCGGCGGGCACCCCCUGACUUUUCUGGGAAGAACGGUCUUACUGCUCUACAUGUUGCUGCUCACUAUGAUAACCAGAAGGUGGCGCUCCUGCUUUUGGACAAAGGGGCAUCUCCCCAUGCCACAGCCAAGAAUGGAUACACUCCCCUUCACAUAGCAGCAAAAAAGAAUCAAAUGGAAAUAGCUACCACACUCCUGCAGUACGGAGCUGAGACCAACAUCCAGACCAAACAGGGUGUGAUGCCGCUCCAUCUGGCUUCCCAAGAGGGACACAGUGAGAUGGCAGCUCUCUGUGUGCAUUGAAUUUAUUUAAUACACGACUCUGUUGUUUUUUUUAUGUUUUCUCAGAGUGGACUUACAUCCCUUCAUCUUGCUGCCCAAGAAGACAAAGUAGGUGUUGGUGAGAUUUUAGUUAAGCAUGGUGCCAACGUUGACCAACAAACACAAUUGGGAUACACAACGCUUAUCGUUGCCUGUCACUAUGGAAAUGCUAAGAUGGUUCAUUUUCUGUUGAAGAGUGGGGCAGGUGUCAAUGCUAAAACAAAGAAUGGUUACACACCUCUACACCAGGCUGCACAACAAGGAAACACACACAUCAUUAACGUCUUGCUCCAGCAUGGAGCCAAACCCAAUGCCAUCACUGUGAAUGGAAACACCGCUCUUGCCAUCGCACGUCGCCUUGGUUACAUUUCUGUGGUUGACACUCUGAGAGUAGUCACAGAGGAAAUUAUCACUACAACAAUGACAGUGACAGAGAAACACAAGCUAAAUGUGCCAGAGACCAUGACAGAAGUCCUUGAUGUGUCUGACGAAGAGGGUGAUGACACCAUGACUGGUGAUGGUGGAGAAUAUUUGAGAGCAGAGGAUUUGAGAGAGUUAGGAGAUGACUCUCUACCUGGGCAGUACCUGGAUGGCAUGAACUACUUGCGCUUCAGUUUAGAAGGAGGCCAAUCAGACAGUCGCUUACAAAGUUUGGAUAGGUCCUACACACCCACUUACCAAAGACACUUCCCUGUAAAACAUUAUGGGAUGAUGGAGGAUAUGAUAUAUAGUAAUCAGGUGUCUUCUCUUGCAAGAGAAAAUGAAAAGGAAUCAUAUAGCUGGGAAAUGGAAAACUUGGACAACAUAGCACUGUCCUCAAGUCCUGCUCAUUCCGGCCGUUGUUCUCCAUGUCAUGACCAUGACAAUAGCAGUUUCUUAGUAAGCUUCAUGGUGGAUGCCCGUGGAGGUGCCAUGCGUGGAUGCCGGCACAAUGGUCUACGACUGAUCAUUCCACCGCGGAAAUGCAGUGCCCCUACUCGAGUCACCUGUAGACUGGUGAAAAGGCACCGACUGGCAACCAUGCCCCCCAUGGUAGAGGGUGAUGGUCUAGCUAGCAGGCUGAUUGAGGUUGGACCCUCUGGAGCUCAGUUCCUUGGUAAGCUCCACCUCCCUACUGCCCCGCCCCCUCUGAAUGAGGGUGAGAGUUUGGUUAGCCGCAUUCUGCAACUGGGCCCACCAGGGACAAAAUUUCUGGGGCCGGUGAUUGUGGAGAUCCCUCACUUUGCGGCUCUAAGAGGAAAAGAGAGGGAACUGGUGAUCUUACGCAGUGAAACGGGAGAGAGUUGGAAAGAGCAUCAUUGUGAGUACACAGAAGAAGAGCUCAACCAGAUCCUCAACGGCAUGAAUGAGGGACUGGACCCACCAGAAGAGUUGGAGAGAAAGCGAAUCUGUCGCAUUAUCACUCAGGACUUUCCACAGUAUUUUGGUGUGGUGUCACGAAUUAAGCAGGACAGUAAUCUCAUUGGUCCAGAAGGUGGAAUUCUGAGUAGCACAGUGGUCCCUCAAGUACAGGCUGUCUUCCCAGAGGGAGCUCUCACUAAACGCAUCCGUGUUGGCCUGCAGGCUCAACCAAUGUGUGUUGAUGUAGUGAGGAAGAAUUUGGGUAAUAAAGCCACAUUCAGCCCUAUAGUCACUCUGGAACCGCGGAGGAGGAAAUUCCAUAAACCCAUAACCAUGACUAUCCCUGUCCCGAAGAGCUCCACUGACCCAAUCCUUGGCUGCUUUGGAGGUGGAGAUACUCCUACAUUACGUUUGCUAUGCAGCAUCACAGGUGGGACCACUCCUGCUCAAUGGGAGGAUAUCACUGGGACUACACCAUUAACAUUCACCAAUGACUGUGUGUCUUUCACCACAAACGUGUCGGCCAGAUUCUGGCUUAUAGACUGCAGGCAGGUGAAGGAGUCGGUGAACUUCGCCACUCAGGUGUAUCAUGAGAUCAUCUGUGUACCUUACAUUGCCAAAUUCGUCAUCUUUGCCAAAACACAUGACCCUAUUGAGGCUCGAUUACGCUGUUUCUGUAUGACUGGUGAUAAAAUGGACAAAACUUUGGAGAAGCAAGAGCACUUCACAGAAGUGGCACGUAGCCGAGAUGUGGAGGUAUUAGAAGGAAAGCCAAUCUAUGUAGACUGUUUUGGAAACCUGGUUCCUCUAACAAAAAGUGGCCAGCAUCAUAUCUUCAGCUUCUAUGCCUUUAAAGAGAAUCGACUGGCUCUUUUUAUCAAAAUACGAGACAACACUCAAGAGCCUUGUGGACGUUUGUCCUUCACAAAAGAGCCGAGAUAUUAUAGGACUUUGACUCAUAGUGCAAUAUGCAAUUUAAACAUCACCCUGCCAGCUUACUCAAAGGAGUCAGAUUCAGAUCAAGAACCUGAUGAGGAGACAAGCCGGACACUUGAGAAAUAUGAUGAAGACAAUGAAAAAACUGAAACAUCAUUCCUGAAAACACAAUUGAUCCGAGACUCUCCUGCUCUUGCAAGUCCAGAUUUACUCUCUGAAGUGUCAGAGAUGAAACAAGACCUUAUCAAAAUGACUGCUAUUCUGACCACUGAUUCCUCAGUAAAAGCGGGUCCCAUGCAAGGGGAUUAUUUAGAUAAGGGGGUGGAGGAGGUGUCAGCAGAGCCUUUUGAGAUAAUGGAAAAAGUCAAAGAGGAUUUGGAGAAAGUUAGCAAAAUUCUGAGAAGUGGAACAUGUGACAAGGAAGAGUCUGCAAAAAUAGACAGCCGUCCAUAUAGGAAGGAUGAGGGGUGGGUUCUCCUAACGGAAAGUGAAAUCGAAGAGGCACAAAUGAUGGCUGCCUUUGAAUCUCAAGAAUCACUUCUAAAGGAAGUUCGAGUCAACAGAGGAUCACAGAGACCAAAGGGUGCUAGGGACAGGCCUGGCAUAGAGACUAUUCCCAGUGCUGAAGUUAAGGAAUACUUAUUGGAUGCACCUGAAACAUCUAGGCCUACAUCCCAAGAGUCUCCAUCACAGCAAAGGUUCACUGAGGUUGUUCUGCGCAGAGGUGGUCGAAAAAUAGUCCCUACAGUGGCAAAAGACACUAAGGCCUAUACAACAGAAGUAAAAAAGCCAGUCAGAAGAAAAGGGCCUCAAGGGCACACCGAUGAAACCCAGUCAUUUAGCACAAAAGAAAGCAUUGCAAGUAAAAGCGCCAGGAAGUCUUCCAAAGGGGAUGCCUUUCUACCCGUCCCUGCAGACCAAAAAAAGUAUCCUGUUUCACCAGUGGUUGAGGAGACACCAAUCGGUUCCAUUAAAGAGAAAGUUAAGGCUCUUCAAAAGAAAGUAGAGGAAGAACAAAAAGGUCAGAAAAAACAAACAGGCCAAAAACCUCCAUAUACAGCUACAGACGCUAAAGCAUCUUCUGUUGUCAAAGAUCAGAAAACAUCAGGCCUGAAAAAACAGACUUCUUCACCCCAGAAACAGUCUCCUUCUAGGUCACCAAGCUCUGAGCCUGGGAGACUAGAAGAAACCAUGUCUGUGAGAGAACUAAUGAGAGCAUUUCAAACUGGCCAAGACCCCUCAAAAAGAAAAUCUGGGCUCUUUGAGCACAAAGGGCCUUCCAAAACAGAAUGCGCAAUAGUGAGUAAACCAGAGGCUAUCCUCACAAAGUCACAAAGUCUUCCCCAAGCACCCUCACAUGAAGAAGUGUCUCUUGAUGUUUUAAAGCCUGAAGAUCACCAUGAAGAAAAAGAAGUCAAAAUUAGUCCACACAUAAAAUACUCUGAAGACAUUGAAGAAGAUACGAGUCAAAAGAGUCGUCAGCAUCCACAGGAAAAGAGUGGUGAGGCUUUGGUUUCUGGAAUAGUGUCAGCAGGUCCUUUUACUCACUCAAGCAUGACAACAGCAAUUCCUCAAAAUUUGUCAGAACAGCACAGAGAUCUAUUGCCUGAUAAUGGUACAGAGAACAGUGCGUUUGAUGACAUCUCUGACAGCAUUAGACAUGAAGCAUUGGUCGACUCGCCCAAUGCCAGCCUCGCUGAAGUGGAAGCUCCUUUGAGUCCUGAGGAAAGUUACAAACAUGAGGGCAUAGCUGAGACUCCAGAAACAAGCCCUGAGAGCCUCUCAUUAUCACAGAAUAAAACAGCUCAGUCUAUACUUGCAAAGACCACAAAAUCAGUAGCAGUCACCCCUAAAGCCAAGACAAGUAAAGUAUAUGUUUCCUUUUCUACUGAGAUGAAGACAACUAAUGAACAGGCAUCUGAAGCUACAGUUCAUCAUCCAUCGUUGAGCCAUGCAGUGGAUGAACCAACAAAAAGUGAGUCUAUGUCUAUUCCUCAUGCAAAUAGGGGGGUGAACUUUGAGGGUGAACAAACUUCUGUUGAUAAGGACAUUGUUUCUGUGUCAUCCAAGACAUCUAAAUCUCGAAAACUGACAAAAAGAACAUCUGAAACACUAGAGUGUUUUUUGAGUGAUGAGGAAUCCUUUGAUGGUCAACUAAUACCAACCUCUGCUGACUCCCUGGCCUCAAGGGCAGCUACACAGGAUCAUGGUGGUUUAGUGCUACCUCUUAGACACCAAGAUUCAGAGAACCUUAGUCCAGUAGCUGAUGACUCUUUUACUAUUAGCCACAAGGACUCUUUAGAGAGUAGUCCCUUGAUGGAAGACAACUCUUCCCAUAAAACCCCAGACUCUAUUGAGCCUAGUCCAACAAAAGAAUCCCCGUGUCUUGACUCUUUAGAAAGCAGCCCCAUAGAGAUGAAAACCAACCUGGCUUUUCCACCUACAGUAGAACAACCCAGUGUGACCACAGGGCCCCUGACAUCCUCCAAAGCCCCUGAAAUCCCACCAGACAGUUUGCGUAGUAGAAUGGAGGGUAAUGCUGACGAUGACAGUUGUGAGCAGACGUCCCUGAUGACAAGUUCAGGUAAGAGUCCUCUCUCACCUGACACACCAAGUUCUGAAGAGGUAAGUUAUGAGGUCAAUCCUAAAACCCCAGACCCCAUGGUCCUGAUUGUUCCCUUUAAACCAUCAGUAAUCCCAGAGGAGACAGUAGAAGAUGAUGAGUUGAAGUGUGGCCUGACACAGAGGAAAAUUACUCAAGAGGAAGAGAUGUUUAAAAUGGCUGCCAAAAUAAAAACAUUUGAUGAAAUGGAACAAGAUGCAAAAGACAAAAAGGACAAUAGAAAAGACAGUGAAUCCUCUCAGACCUUGGUAGCAUCUGAUGCAGGAGAUGAUAGCUUCAAACUGUUUGGGCUUGCAUCCAAACAUGAAACAUCCUCUUUGGGUGAUGUUGGGUUUAGUGAACUCAAACAAGCCUCAGAGAUAGCACGGUCUGUUGAACCGAUCAUUAAAGUACAACCUCCCUCUCCUUUUCCAGCAGGUAUUCAUAAGAGCCCCCAAACACCUGAUGACAUUCAACAAACCAUGGCCCACAGUGCAGCAUCUUCAGCUGAAUCAGCAAUGAGGAGACCACAGUCUGUCUCAGAAAAGCAUACCAUAAAACCACACCUUCAAGAGUCUCAUAGUCAGAAAUUUAAGGACAAAGAUUAUGUUGAUUCAGAGUUAGUACAGCUGAACAAAACUGCCUCUAACAGCAAAAAUAUAACUGAUGAACAAAAAGAGCAAAGCUUAAAAAGAUCAAAAGGAAUUCAAGAAAUGUACAGUCAUGAACAACAGAAGGAGGCAGCUAAUUCCCAAAAUGUUGACUGCAAAUCACAUAGUCAAGAAGAGUCUAAUGUAACGGAUGAGAUUAAAGGGGAUUACAUGAGGCAUGCAGGGACAUCUUAUGUUGAUAUUUGUAGUGGCAGCUUAGAUAUUGAUUCUAUUCCAAUCAUUGGGCAAACAAAAGAAACGUUUAAACCAGAAAUAUGUAUUUAUGAUGACACAGAGGAAGAUCAUGCUGAGGAGGAACCUCCUAAGACUGAAUCUAGAGGAGUUACAGCAAAAGCAGAGACAGAUGCCUGGAAUUCAACGCGAGAAGAUGAUGAUGCAUUUGCAGCAAGAGUCAAAGAGGAAGAGCAAAAGAUCUUGGGUCUGGCUGUAGAUCGGCAUUCCCAAGGGGCUACUUCAGACAUAACACCAGCAAGGACACCCACUGAGGAGGGUACACCAACAAGUGAACAAAAUCCUUUCCUUUUUCAAGAAGGAAAACUUUUUGAGAUGACAAGAAGUGGUGCGAUAGACAUGACAAAAAGGAGUUACGAGGAGGAAGGUUUUGCAUUUUACCAAAUAGAGCAACCCAUUGUAGAGGUCAUAGCUGAAGAAGGAGGUAAUGAAGCUGUUAGAACAUCCAAUGAUGCUGAGCAUGAGAUUGGUUGUAACCUCUCUUUGCAAGUAAAAGCAGAGGAGGAUGAAGACCUCCUUAAAGAGGCUGCAGAUUUAUCUGUACAUUCUCCUGCUGGGGAUAACCUGGCUGCAACUGCAAAGUCAGAUUUUUCAAAAUCUAAACCCCCCAUCAAAUUGGAUAUUUCUGCCUCAACCAAAACCUCAGAGAAGGACCAAACAAUGUUAGAGGUUAAAUCAGACAAAGUUAUGAGUGAGGGACAUUUUGAAUCUGAUCCUGGUUCCUCUGACACUGUCAUAGCCAAUGUCCAGACAGCAGUGUCAACAGUUACUAGAUCAGUUCGUUCCCAACAAGACCAAGAGUCCUCAGAUUCCUCCCCAGAGGAUCAGCACUCAGUAAUAGAACAAACCAAAUCACCUGAAAAGACAGAAUCCCACAGUAAACUUGCAUCUAAGCAUUACACUGCAGCAUCUCUAUCAUCUACGACUAGAAAAGAUAUGUCCACCUCCAAAGAGGGAGAGAAACCAAAAUCCCGAAUCCCUGUUAAGGCCAGCUCCCUAAGGUCUGACUGUGAAGAACUUGCCAAGGAUAAGAAGUCAAAGUUGCCCAUAAAACCUCAAUCAAGGAGAAAAUCUGAGACAGACACAGGCCCAUCCAUAGCCUCCAGUUUAACAAAGUCUUCUAAAGCCAAGAGCUUCUGUGAAAGUGAUUCCACCAAAAAAACAGCCAAAAAGGGCCAGAAUCGUCCAACAAACACUGACCUAUCCAGCACAACUAAGACACUUCCUUCAAGAUUACCAAUCAGGGGAAAGCCUGACCAGCCAGUUCAAACUUCCACACCAGCAAAACAAAAAAAGGUUCAGCAAACUGACACAAACAAACAGUCCAUUCCAUUUUUUGAAGAGAUUAGUCAUGAGGCAGCUAAGGUAGUGGAGAGUUUGGCUCAGGCAGAGAAAGACAAACAGGAGGCUGUUGCCUUAUCUGACGAUGAAAGCAGCACCACCAAUGCCUCAGUAAUAGAGAGUGAACCUUUCACUUACAUCCAAAUGACUUUCCCUGAGGAUUCCUUGGUUAUUAGGCCCAGAUGGGACAACCCUGUUGAGAUGCAGAUGGAACGAAUCCCUGCUGAUAGAGUCCGAAGUCAAGUAGAUCCACAGGAUGAGGCUUACAGGAAAGAGGGUCGCCUGGCUGUAAUAGCAGACCACCUUGGUUUCAGCUGGUCAGAAUUCGCUCGAGAGCUUGAAUUCAGUGAGGUACAGAUCAAUCAGAUAAGAAAUGAGAAUCCAAAUUCUCUACAAGACCAAAGCCAUGCCCUCCUAAGGCUAUGGAAAGGAAGGGAGGGCAAAAAUACUACAGAGAACACUUUGAUGAGGACACUUGCGAAAAUAAAUCGUAUGGACAUUGUUAAUCUCAUCGAAACAAAAAUCAUCCAGUCCAGUCAAGACCAGUCAUCACACACCUAUGCAGAAAUUGAGCAAACCAUAUCAUUGGAUCAUAGUGAAGGUUUUUCAGCCUUACAGGAGGACAUGGACAGUCCCAGGCCAGGUCGGCGAGCAGAAGUCACACAAAAAGGAUCAGAACUUGGACCUCUGGUGGCAUCUGUCGAGGAUCUCUCCUGCAAUGUAUCGUCCUUUGAUGAUUCCAAGAAAGAGAGGUUGCUGACAGACAAAGGGAUGGGUUCAGAGGUGGUCGGAGCCUCAGCACAUAGUUCCUUUGAUAUGGUUGGACUGAGGCAACAAUUCCCAGUCACUAUCAAAAAAGACAGUGUCUCUGAGGACAUUCAUUUAGUGCCUCAAGUAAAAGAUUUAAGUCUAAGAAAAGGAGAUACACCAUCAAUUUCAAGAAGUUUAGAGCCUCAACUAAAGUUAACAGCAUCUUUGUUGACCAGUGAAUCAUCAAAAGAGCCAUAUCUAGCCACAUGUGUCUCCAGUAUACCUGAGCACAACAAAUCUCAGUCCGACCCACAAAUCCACUCCUGAUUCAUCACCUGAAGAACCUAAAGCAUUAAAUGGAUUGCAAGAAGUAAAUUAUUUUCAGUUUCAUCUCAAAGACUCUCACAGAAGAGUUGAACUAAAUCAAAUUGAUUCCUCUGUGUUUAGUUUGGGUCUUGAAUCAUGUGAUUAUAGAAAUGUGCCCUCAAAAUCUGUGAAUACACCAUCAGCAUGCACUCAGGUGUCACUUGCUGAUUAAAGUCCCAUUUCACCUAUAUUUAACACAUCCUCUUCUGAUCAAGGGAAUUCUCCAGAAUCCCAUGAAUCUCUAGAAAAGAGAAUAUCUUGUGCUGCAAGGACUGUCCAGCUUUCCCCAGAUUUCAAAUGUGUCAUUUCUACAUUUGAAAAGACA